This is a messenger RNA of Owenia fusiformis, 13911 nucleotides long. The record is from the annotation of a GenBank genome assembly. NCBI's taxonomy places the organism in Eukaryota, Metazoa, Annelida, Polychaeta, Sabellida, Oweniidae.
AGAUGGGGAACUGUACACCUGGGGAAAGGGCAACUAUGGCAGAUUAGGUUUAGGAUGCAGUGACGAUCGUAUGGUCCCAAUGCUGGUUGAGACUCUAAAGGGGCACACUAUCAUUGAUGUAUCCUGUGGAAGUGGAGAUGCCCAGACCCUGGCUGUUUCUGAAGCUGGUAACAUUUACUCCUGGGGGGACGGAGACUAUGGCAAGCUUGGGCGUGGAGGCAGUGACGGCUGUAGAAUCCCAAAGAUGAUCGACUCAUUACAGGGCACAGAGUUCAAGCGUGUAUUCUGCGGUGCACAAUUCAGUCUGGCCUUAACAAAAUCAGGACAACUUUAUUCGUGGGGCAAGGGUGACAACCACAGACUCGGACAGGGUACAAUGGACCACAUUAGACGUCCAAAACUCCUUGAUACACUACUUGGCAAGAAGGUUAUAAAUGUAGCUGUAGGCACGAUGCAUUCAUUCAUCAUUACAGAGGACAAUGAGGUGUUCACAUGGGGCAAGAAUGACCAUGGCCAACAAGGGGACAGUACAGUGAACUAUAGACCUGAACCACAGCCCCUUGUACAGAUGGAGGGGAAGCAGAUCAUUGGAGCAGCCUGUGGACCUGCCCAGAGCUUUGUAUGGACAUCAAACGGACGCUGGAACAUCAAUCCCAGGGUUCCAUUUGUGGUUGAUAUAUGCAGAGCCACCUUUGAACAGCUAGAUGAACUACUUGGUGAGGUCGCAGAGGAUUUAGAUGGCAGGUUAGAUUGGCCACCGCCCCAAGAGAAAGAAUGUAUGACAGUAGCAGCAUUAAAUUUACUUAACCUACAGAUGUUUGCUGCAAUUAACCAGAAUGAGUCCCUCGACCACUUAGGGCUCAGUCCAGGUGGCGCUCUUGUAACUAGUCUAAGACAGCGGGUAGUGACUCUCGCAAGUAAUUCUGGAGUUCUACGUACGAUACAAUUUGCUGCACAGAAUGUACUGAAACAUGGAUGGUCACUGUUGCUUCCUACACCUGAGGAGAGAGCCAAGGCUUUGUCUUCACUCCUCCCAUCUACUGUAUCAAGAGAUGUGACAGGGUUAAGUGCUGGCCAACGUUUUAUGACAAACCUUCUAGUGAGUAGCCUCAUGGCUGAUGGGGGUCUAGAAACUGCUCUGGAAACAACCAUAAGACUAGAGACUCAAGGCAUUGAAGAAAAACAGAACAAGAGAUGUGCAAGUGAAUCAGAUCUUGUGGGGGAAGCGACCAAUGACAUCAAAACCCAGGAUGCCAUUUUAGAAGUUGAAAUCCAAAAUGAGGCUCAACACACGAUUCCUCUACUCCAACUUGUGCAGCAGCUUCUUAGAAACAGCUCCGCUUACACAUACCAAAAACUUAAUGAACUCUCAAAAGAUUUAAAUAUAAAGAAAGAGGGCUCUGAAUCAUGUGAAGCGACAUCUGUUGAUUUGUUGUUGAGGUUCCAGCGCCUCCUGGUGGCUAAAAUCUUCCAGGCCGAAUCAUCGUCACAAGAGGCUACAACACCAACUGUUGAGACUGAUUCUGAGUUAUUGGGUGCAGGUAUCCUCCUAAAGAAGUACACCAUGUUAAUGUGUGCACACGUCACUGAUAUUCUCCCCUUAGCAACCAGUCUUGCAUCAUACAGCAGUAAACACUUCUCAUUGGUGUCUCAAACCAUCUCAGAGGAUGUUGCAGGUCUGCUUUUACCGGAGUUGAUUACCAGUCUAGUGCUUCUACAAGUGAACACUCCAAGAGUUCUACAGGACUCAAAUGCUGUUCCCACAUUAGAGGUUUUACUUGAUGUACUGGAUAAGUUUAACAGACUUGCCCCAGGGAAGGAUAGGGAUGAUUGUGAGGAGCUGGCUUGGCCUGGAAUCUGGGGGAACUUGCUUGAAAAAUACACUCACAAGUCCACAGAUGAAGUGAUGCAGAUUCGUAAGGCAGACCUGGAGAAUCAUUGCAAAGAUGGUGGACUAUGGGUUGUGAUUCACGGUCGUGUUUAUGAUAUACAGGAUUUCAAGUCAAAUGCCCCAUGUGGUGCAGAAGUUCUGCUGGAUUACGCUGCCAAGGACGCAACUGAAGUUUUUGAACAGGUGUUUCAUACAGAUAAAGCAAGGGCAAUGAUGAAUAACUACUACAUAGGAAACUAUCUCGAUCCGGAUCAUGAUGUUGUUCAAACAACUGAUACCAGCACAGCCGGUUCCCCUCUCAUCGACACAGAGCGUACGCUAGCCCUGCUGUUAGGUCUACAUGCAAGCUACCAAGCUAGAAGCACGCCACUGUCCCAUGAUGAAUUGGAAUACAAACAUUGGUUAGAGUCGGAUUUCUGCCAAGGCGGUCUCCAAAUCUUACAGCCUCAGAAUCCAUAUGAGGAAGAGAAGGGGGAAAGUAGGACCCCCAGCUCCUGCACUACUACCCCAGGUACCACUCCAACAUCUGAGACUAAAACUCCGCCUCAACACAUCGACAAAGAAAAAUUGUUUGACCGCCAAGCGUCCCAAUGUGACGUCUCAAGGCCUUUCCUCCAAGCUCUACUGGAAAGUCAACUCACAGAUCACAGCGUGCGGACAUUUCUUAGUUAUGUACAGCGUUACUGCAAGAAUCACUAUUUGGUGACACCUAUAGAUUUCCCUCAGGAUCACCCUGUAGAAGAAGUGGGAAGACUGCUGUUGGCUGUACUACUGAAGCACAAUGAUCUUGGACAUGUGGCAUUGAGUCUAGCUGAACAUGGCGUAGGGGAAGCUAACAAGUAUGGUGUGCCCAGGUCUAUUGCUGAAAUAUGCAAGGUGGUUCACCAAGCAAAGAGAGCACUCAUAAAGAUGCACCAAGAUCUGAGUCGUUCCUACAAAGAAGUGUGUGCUCCUGUGAUAGAGCGGUGUAUGUUCCUAUUCAACGAACUGAGACCUGCCGUAGGAAAUGACAUGAAUGCGAUCUCCAGAUCAAGACUCUUACGUAGUACAUCAAGAUGGAGGGACGUCACUAGGAGACUAAUUGAGAAGAAGAUCAGACCGAAACUUGAAGCAGAGCGCCAUCUAUCCAGUGAAGCAUCUGGUUGUGCAUUCUCUGAGGAGGUAAUUACCCAUGAUGCCCCAGAGAUAAAUAAUGAUGAAGAGAAUGAAGCUAAGCGGGGAACUCCCCAGGAGGAUACUGCAGAUGCUGGGAACAAUGAGGGACAACAAGAUGAAGUGAAAGUAUAUGGCAAACAGAUCAACAGACUCUCUGAAAGUAAUGAAGAACAAGAGUUAUCAGAAAGUUGGACACAAGUGACUAACAUAGUAAGCAAUGAUAAAGGAUUCAAGUGGUUGAAGCAACGUCUUACGGGUGCAACGGCCAACACAGCAAUGAUGACAAAAAUUAUAGACUUUGUUAUGUUCGAGGGACCAUUGGAUAUUGAGAAACUACGACGUUCUCUUCAUUGCCAGGUUGAGAGAGCUGAACUGAGACUAAAGGGAAUUCAGAAUAUUCUAACUCUAGUUCACAAGGACCAUCUGAUCCCAUCUGUCAAGUAUGCCAUGUUGUGUGGAUGGCAGGGCCUCCUUACUGUUGGUACAAAGUUGACGGAACCUUUACCACAUUGUCUGACCAACAUUGGACUUAUACCCCCAUGUGAUAAGAUCCUCAUUGAAAUGAUGUACUGUGAAUUAAGCAAAUGGUGCAUUUCAACACUGAGGAGCUGUAUACUGGAAGCAGAAAUGUUCUUCAAGUCUAAAGGAAUCAACCCAAGCUCCCAGGGCCAGGAUAACAGCAAGGAUGACUUGAGCAUAGGGACCCUUCCAGUUGGCAGAUUCAUGCUAAGUGUACUGGGAAUGUUGACCUCUGAACACCAUGGCAACAGCAUCAGCCUCAUUCUGAACUCAGGCUUGUUGGCAUUGACACAGAGCAUCCUUAGGCUCACAGGCCCUGACCCCAAUGGUUACACGACAGAGAACAUCCACACAGUACACGCUGUCUUAGAAGAACCACGUCACAAAAAGGAGCCACAAACUGUACCGAUAUCUGGGCCAGAAUUGGCAGCCAUGAUGAAGAUUGGCACUAGGGUUAUGAGAGGUGUCGACUGGAAAUGGGGCGAUCAGGAUGGGACGCAGCCAAGCCUCGGACGUGUCAUCGGUGAACUAGGGGAGGAUGGUUGGAUAAGAGUUGAAUGGGACACGGGAAGCACAAACUCAUAUAGAAUGGGCAAAGAGGGCAAAUAUGACCUGAGACUUGCAGAGGCGCCAUCUAUAGCUGAACAUGAUGAGGAUGACAGUGAUGAAGAAGAUUCAUUCAACAACAAUGCGAAUCAAGAAGAGCUGGUCCACCCCACUGCUAUGAUAAGACAGGGCACCCUACAACUUCUGAGCACUCUAUCUGUAUGUACAGGAAUCUAUGCUGAGCAGACACAGCCCGAAGCAAUCAGUGCCCUCUGUGGGCUCUUGAGGACACUAGUAGAUGCAGGGACAAACAAAUCAAAUUCGGCCAAUACUUUGAGUAGAAGCAUAGCCAAGGAGCAGUAUUAUGUGUGGGCAACACUUGGCUUUAUUAAGAGUAUAGCCACUAGGCCAGGGAUAUGUAGAGCCCUGAGUACCCCCCAGUGGAUCGACCUGCUACUAAACACAUUGAGUCAUCAAACUGGGAAUAACAUUGGUGGACAUAAUCUCCCAAGAGAGAUCUUGACUAUACAUCUCCUCCAAGCUAUUUUGCCAUCAUGGGAUGUGACAAUAGAUUCAGAGAGGAUGGAUGGACUUGUCACUAAACUGUUUGAAAUCCUCGGCCAUGUGCUGCUGUCGUGUAACUCUGACCCUACAUUGGUUCCUAUUGACUCUCCAAAAAGAAGCAGUAGACGUCGAGCACCUGUGUCAAUCUCUGCUUCAUACUCCAGUACUCUUGCUGAAGAACUUGUGACAUUACUUCGCAAGAUACACGUUCUGGACUCAUGGAACACUAUUAUAAAUAAUCACAUCACAGGCACCUUGAGUCUUAUAGCUGACAUGGUUGUAGAAAAGUCAAAUACUUUACAACUUGAUGACAUCACAGUCCAGCCAAACCAGGCAAAGGUUGCCGCAAUAUUAGCUUUGAUUGGUGGGAUCGAUACGCGAGCCAGGCUCGGGGGCGUUGUCUCUGCUGAUGAUGACGGCACAAUAGGGACCAUAGCAAAGAUAUCUCCAAGGGGAAAGAUCACAGUCCAGUGCCAUGAGACAAACUCGAUGAAGGUGUACAGGCUGCCUGAUAUAACCCCUGUCCCUGGGGAACAGUUCUGUGUAGAAAAACUUGUAUUGAAUGACAGAGUUCUAGAACUAUGGGCUUCCCUUGUUAGUCUUGCUGGAGCUGGGUUCAAAGUGGAAAAAGACAAAGAUCGUAAUGCUAAGGGAGCCAUAAGCAAAGUAGAUAAAAGUGAUACAGAUAAUAUAGACAACAGUUUGUUGAGACGGCAACAGAUCCGACUAGGUCUACUAAAAGCUUCCAGAGUUUUGUUCAGUAACCAAGACAACCUGAGACACAUUCUCAAACAAUAUGUCAACACAGACACUGUGUCAACAGAUAGCGUUCCACAAGAUCUCUCAAACAAACCAAAAGAUUUGCCAUUAAAUGUGAACGACAGUUGUUCUACAUCAACCAGUCCAGAUGUUAACAAUCAGAUAGAUGGCGCAGUUGUUGAUAAGAACAUUCCGGCAGUUGAACCAACUUCCACACCUGUCCAAAUCGAAAUGGAAGAUUUGGUUCUUCAAAUACCUGAAUCAGAUGAUGAACCAAUUGAGGUCUCUUCAAGCACUGAAAAUUCCACCAAAGAAGAUGGCGCUCUGCCUGAUAAAGAAAUUGAUGUGCAGAAGGAAAGUGAAACACAGAGUGAAAAUGAUGCACAGAAAGAAAAUGUGAAACAUAAAGAAAAUGAUUCACAAAAAGAAACUGGAGCUCCUCAUAAAAGUGUUUCAUUUGCCGAACCUGAGACAACGAAAAAAGUAUUGAGUGAUAUACCUGGACAGGAAGUGACAUCAUCGCAAGAGGAAGAGGGCCAAUCAGAGGCAGGGACAAUGAUGACGCUCUUGCAACAGCUGAUGCAUGCAGCUACGCAGCCAUCUCCUGUUAAAGCCAUAUUCUCAAGAGAAGAAUUAGAGUCUGCAUCGCUUGCCAUCUGCCAGUACCUAACUGCCUGUGGUAAUAACCCCCACCCUCAUCCCCACCCCCCUGUCCAGAGCAGCCACAUCAUCACGAACACAAUAGCGCAAGCUUCAGCCAAUGACAUCAAUGAGCAGAUUGCUGCAGCGUUCACAGCUCCACCUGCGGUGCCAGCGAGAGUGAGGCUGACCCAGAAACAGAAAAAAGUGAAGGCGACACCUCUACCACCCGUACCUGUGGUCGCUCAAUUGAUUGAGAUGGGAUUCGUAAGGAAGAAGGUUGAGCAUGCUGUUGUUGAGCUAGGUGGCUCCAUUGAACCUGGCAGUGACACACCAAGCAUUGAAGCAUUGGUAGGUUGGCUCUUAGAACAUGCUAACCAUGACACUUUAACACCAGAGCUUGUAGACUCAGAGGAUAGCCUCAGCAACUCAGAGGAUGAUAGUAGUGAGGAUUUUGAUAACAAUGAGGAUAUCUUGGAUGAUACAAGCACUGACUCCUCUGAUGGGAGCGAUGAUGAUGAUUUUAACUUUGAGCAGCCUUGCAAUGCUAUCCAAUCCUGGGCUGAUGUUUUAUCGCAACCAGACGCAGGAGGUAUGGUGUUUAAGAAACGUGGUGACUUCAUGAACAAUGACGAUUACGCCAUCUAUGUGAGGGAUAAGAUCCAGGUUGGAAUGACGGUCAGAUGUUGUCGAUCUUAUGAAGAGGUGCAUGAAGGGGAUAUCGGAAAAGUUAUUAAGCUUGACAGAGAUGGCCUACAUGACCUUAACAUACAAGCAAGUUGGCAAAGAAAGGGAGGCUCAUAUUGGGUGAGAUACAUACAUGUAGAGCUACUAGGAUUCACAUCAGCGACUGCCGCCACAACAGGGGGACAACAGAUCAAGAAUGGAGAUAGAGUUAGAGUGAAGCCAAGUGUAUGCACGCCUAAGUAUAUGUGGGGAUCCGUGACACAUAGGAGCAUAGGUACUGUUACAGCCAUUUCCCCCAAUGGUAAAGACGUCACUGUAGACUUCCCCCAACAGACACACUGGACGGGACUGCUCUGUGAGAUGGAACUAGUCCCGAGUACACAUACUAAAAUAACAUGUGAUGGUUGUCAGGCCUACCCAAUCAUAGGCCCUCGCUAUAAAUGUAGAACAUGUGCAGACUUUGACUACUGUGAAAGUUGCUUUAAGAAUGAAAGAACUCACAAACACCCUUUUGUAAGAUACACUGAUCCAAUGAGUCUACCUGUAUCUGUGGGUCGCCCUGGACGUAGUAAGAAGCCUAAGGCAGUACAUAUUGCUAAUGCUGCUCUCAUAGAAGACUGGCACAGAUGUGUGAAGCAGUUGACAGUGUCAUCUAGAGAGAGUCAGGCUCAUAGGCUAAUAGAUGGCACUGGUGGAUUCUGGCAGAGUUCUGGGUCGCAGGGCAAGCAUUGGAUCCGUCUUGAAAUGCAGCCAGAUGUGAUAAUACAACAACUAUUCAUGCGUAUUGAGCCAUCUGACUCCAGCUAUAUGCCAUCUCUAGUCAUAGUCAGUGGAGGAGAUAGUGAAAAACACCUAAAGGAACUGAAAUGUGUGAACAUUGAAAAUACAGAAACUUUGGUAACUCUACUGGGUGAUAUGUCUGAGUAUUUCCGGUACAUAGACAUCUCCAUACGCCAGUGCAAGAGCAGUGGAAUUGAUUGCAAAGUUCACGGGUUGUCUGUGAUUGGUCGAGUAAAGGCGGAAGAUGACGACACGGCGUCUGCUUUCUCUUUCCUCGCAUCAGAUAACGAAGAGGAAGAAGAGAAGACAGUUACGUCAAAUGUUCAGAAAAAAUCAGGGAAAGUUGCAGGAUCAAAGGAGAUCCAGACGCAUGUGUUUGUAUGGGGUCUUAAUGAUAAAGAUCAGCUAGGAGGCCCUAAAGGAUCAAAGAUUAAGGUUCCAGUUUUAAAUGACACACUAUCUUCACUGAAAUGUGUACAGAUUGCUGGUGGAUCAAAGAGUCUUUUUUGUGUGACCCAAGAUGGGAAGCUAUAUGCCUGCGGGGAAGCAACCAAUGGUCGUUUAGGACUUGGGAUCAGUACUGGCAACAUCUCCGUGCCUCGGCAAAUCACGUCACUCAGUCAGUAUGUGGUGAAAAAAGUCGCAGUCCACUCAGGUGGUCGACAUGCAAUGGUUCUCACAGUGGAUGGUAAAGUUUUCUCUUGGGGCGAGGGGGAUGACGGCAAACUUGGACACUUCAGCAGAAUGAACUGUGACAAACCUCGGCUGAUUGAGGCAUUACGCUCCAAGCGUGUUCGUGAUAUUUCAUGUGGGAGUUCACACAGUGCCGCCAUCAUAUCUAAUGGAGAAUUAUACACAUGGGGACUGGGAGAAUAUGGGAGAUUGGGCCAUGGAGAUAAUACAACCCAGUUAAGACCAAAACUUGUCAAAGAUCUUGUUGGAAAACGAGUGAUCCAGGUAGCUUGUGGGAGUAGAGACGCACAGACAAUUGCUCUCGUUGACGAUGGUACACUCUAUUCAUGGGGUGACGGAGAUUUUGGAAAGCUUGGUCGGGGUGGGAGUGAAGGGUGUAACAGACCCCACCCUGUUGAGCGACUCCAGGGCCUGGGGGUGAUACAGAUAGAAUGUGGGGCACAAUUCACACUGGCACUUACCAAAUCUGGACAUGUGUGGACAUGGGGAAAAGGCGACUAUUUCAGACUGGGGCAUGGUACAGAUGCACAUGUUAGAAAGCCCCAACUUGUUGAAAGUCUAAAGGGAAAGAAGAUCAUACAUGUUGCUGUUGGGGCUCUUCAUUGCUUGGCAGUUUCAGACACUGGACAGGUGUAUGCAUGGGGUGACAAUGACCACGGUCAACAAGGUAAUGGAAGUACAACUGUUAACCGUAAACCUGCGCUAGUACAGAACUUAGAGGGCUAUAAGAUCACCAGAGUUGCAUGUGGGUCUUCUCAUAGUGUCUGCUGGUCCACAACUAAUCUCUCAUCACCCAAGAGUCAUGAACCAGUACUGUUCAGUACAUCAAGGGACCCACUAGGGGGCUCAAUUCUAGGUUUACAUGAGACUGGAGUUGAGGAUACGAUCGUGACACCAGCAGGCCAGACUACUUCAACAAUAAAGACACCACGCCCCUCUCUAGCCAAGAUCGUCCUUUCCUUAGAUAGCAAUGCCUCAAAACAGCAGGCUUUGGUGCAUAUACUUACUGCGCUUCAGAUCAUCUAUGCCAGAGAUGCCGUAGUGGGUUCACUAGUCAACAACACAGAGGUUGUAUCUGUAGCUGACUCGCAUAUUCAGUCCACUACCCCUCCUCCUAUAUCGCCAAUUGCAAGUCCGAGCCAUGAGUCAACUGAUGGGCAGAUUGGAUCAACCAAUCAGAUGGCAGAUAGCAGUGAUGUCUUAACGGCAGUACACGAUCAUCCACACUCGAGUGUCCAUGAUUUAAUGUCUGCCAGCCAGCUGAGUGCCAUGACAUCUAGUGGCCACGAGAGCAUAUCAUCCUCGAUGAUAAGCAUGCACAGUUUAGCAAGGAUAUCUCCAGCUACCAGUAUUAUAGCAGAAACCAUCACAUCUGCAGAACAGGUGACAAGCUCUACAGAUGCUGAGACUCCUAUUACUAUACAAGACCUGGAUGAGUUCACCAAGUCCCUAUCUGCAGAUGAUGCACGUAUACUCGUAGAUUUAUUGAAACUGGCGGUUGCUAGCAGAGCAGGAAUACUUGGUAAAGAGGCUCUGGCACAUAGUUUAACAGCCCUGGGGAAGACAUACCCUCAGGUUGCUGAGAUGUUACUAGAGCUGUGUGUAACAGAGCUAGAGGAUGUAGCCUCUGAUACAGAGUCAGGACGUAAUGUUGCACAACCAGUCAUACAGGAAAGCUCUCAUCCAUAUAUCGAUGAUGAGUCAAAGUCUGGACAAGUUAAGAUACCAGGUGCCGAGGGACUGAGAGUGGAAUUUGAUCGCCAGUGUUCAACUGAGAGACGUCAUGAUCCUCUAACGAUCAUGGAUGCCAGUGGAAGAACUAUCUCAGUUAGAUCAGGGCGUGACUGGAAUGAUUGGUCCCAAGAACUACGAAUCAGCGGAGAAGAAUUAAAAUGGAAGUUCACGAGUGAUGGAUCUGUAAACGGAUGGGGUUGGCGAUUCACUGUGUAUCCCAUAAUGCCCUCUGAGGCUCCGAUGGAUAUGUUAAGUGACCGCACAGUACUAUCGAGGCCAUCUAUUGAACUUGUGACUUGUCUUUUGGAUUUCAAGUUAGAUGUGACGUCAGAUAGGAAUAUUGUGCCGAGACUCGGUGCAGCAUUAGCAGCCUGUGCUCAACUAAGCACUUUGAGUGCGUUACAGAGAAUGUGGGCAUUGCAGAAGUUACGUAAAUUGAUGAUGACGACACUGGGGGCAGCUUUGAACAUCAGUCAGCUUGUAUCACCACAAUGUGAACUCAGUCUUGAGCCAAGAUAUACAAUGUCAUUGAGUGGUACAGCAUUAGACUCUCUAGUGAAGUCUCUACCCCAGGCAUUGCAGAGGCAGUUUGAUUAUGAGGAUCCCAUAGUGAGGAGUGGAAAACAUCUCAUGCAUAGUCCUUUCUUCAAGGUUCUUGUGGCAUUAGCCUGUGACUUAGGGCUAGAUGGACUCCCAGUGUGUAUGGAGGCUCACAAGUGGGCCUGGUUCAGGAGAUACUGUAGUGCAGCAAGAGUGGCAAAGUCAAUAGAGAACAGGUCUGCUCUGCCUCAGGCCUUCUGUGAAGAAGUCAACAAGAAGGUACAUGAGAUAUUGGCAGAGGGGGAAUCUCUGGACUCCCAGCAUGCAUUGCACACAGUGUUCACUCAGGAGAUGGAUGAACAGCUCCUCCUGUGGCUGAAUAGGAGACCAGAUGACUGGACUCUGUCCUGGGGUGGAAGUGGCCAAAUCUGGGGGUGGGGACAUAACCACAGGGGUCAGCUUGGGGGCAUAGAAGGUGCAAAGGUGAAAAUACCCUUGUCCUGUGAUGCCCUCACGGCCCUGCGCCCUGUACAGCUGAUUGGUGGAGAACAGACUCUGUUUGGAGUCACUGGAGAGGGCAAGGUCUAUGCAACUGGCUAUGGUGCAGGAGGACGACUGGGAAUUGGUGGCGCUGAGAGUGUUGCCCAACCAACUCUGCUGGAGUCUAUACAACAUGUCUUCAUAAAGAAGGUUGCUGUGAAUUCAGGGGGCAAGCAUUGCCUGGCCCUGUCAUCUGAGGGUGAGGUAUAUUCAUGGGGAGAGGCCGAGGAUGGCAAACUGGGACAUGGAAAUAGAAGUCCUUGUGACCGACCACGUGUGAUAGAGUCACUGCGAGGCAAGGAGAUUGUAGGCAUAGCAGCUGGAGGUGCCCAUAAUGCAUGUAUUACAGCCAGUGGGGAACUCUACACAUGGGGAAAAGGAAGAUAUGGACGUCUAGGGCAUGGUGACAGUGAAGAUCAGGCUAAACCAAAGCUGGUGGAAUCAUUGAAGGGGUACCGUGUGAUAGAUGUCGCCUGUGGCAGUGGUGACGCACAAUCCCUGUGUAUCACAGACAAUGAUUGUGUGUGGUCCUGGGGAGACGGGGACUACGGGAAGCUAGGAAGAGGGGGAAGUGAUGGCUGUAAGGUCCCAACCAAGGUGGAUGUUCUAAUGGGUGUAGGGGUCAUCAAAGUGGAGUGUGGCUCUCAGUUUUCAACAGCGCUGACAAAGGCUGGAGAAGUUUACACCUGGGGUAAAGGAGACUACCACAGACUUGGACAUGGUACGGAUGAACAUGUGAGAAGGCCAAGGAAGGUCUCUGGUUUACAAGGGAAGAAGGUCGUCAGCAUAUCUUGUGGCUCGCUACAUUGUGUCGCAUGCACUGAUAAAGGAGAGGUGUAUACAUGGGGUGACAAUGAUGAAGGGCAACUUGGAGAUGGUACAACAAAUGCAAUCCAACGACCCCGCCUUGUGGCCAACCUCCAGGGGAAGAAAAUCAACAGAGUCGCUUGCGGAUCUGCACACAGUCUCGCCUGGUCAACCAACAAACCAAUCAAUGCAUCUAAACUCCCAACUGACAUCCCAAUGGAAUAUAACCAGCUUCACGCUGUUACGAUUAACGUUCUCCGAAAUCGGCUCGUCCUUCUACAUUAUUUCUCCGAUCUUUUCUGUCCAUCGAUCCCGAUGUUUGAUCUGCAGGAUGGGACUGAGGAUGUGAAUAUCAGUGGUAAUCUAAUGGGGCCUGAUUCACUGAGGGGGGUCCUUGUGUCUUCUGCAAAGGAGGCGGCAUUUAGGAAAGUUGUCCAAGCAACGAUGAUACGAGAUCGUCAACAUGGACCUGUCAUAGAAAUCAACAGAAUACAGGUCAAGAGAUCCAGGAGCAAAGGAGGUCUUGCAGGACCAGAUGGCAUUAAAUCUGUGUUUGGACAGGUCUGUGCUAAAAUGUCAGCUUUCAGCAAUGACAGUCUCAUGUUGCCACACAGGGUCUGGAAAGUUAAGUUUAUAGGUGAGAGUGUAGAUGACUGUGGCGGAGGUUAUAGCGAAUCAAUAGCAGAGAUGUGUGAAGAGCUACAGAAUGGCUCUACCCCACUGCUUAUUGUAACGCCAAAUGGACGUGAUGAGUCUGGUGCUAAUAGAGACUGCCAUCUGUUAAACCCUGCCGUUAAAUCAGCAAACCACCAGAAUAUGUUUAGAUUCCUUGGUAUUUUAUUGGGCAUUGCCAUAAGAACUGGAAGCCCCCUAAGUCUGAAUCUGGCUGAGCCUGUGUGGAAACAACUUGCCGGGAUGCCCCUCAAUGUAACUGAUCUGACAGAGAUUGACAAAGACUAUGUCCCAGGUCUUAUGUGUAUCAAAGAUAUGGACAGUGAAGGUCUCCAUGCAGCAGAUCUCCCAUUUAGCACUCCAAGUGCUGCAGGACAUGAGGUUCAAUUGAGCUCUAAGUAUACAAAAAUCACACUUGAGAACAGACAGGAGUACAUACGCCUGGCACUAAAUUACAGGCUACAUGAGUUUGAUGAACAAAUCCAAUGGGCAAGAGAGGGAAUGGCUAGAGUGAUUCCUGUGCCAUUAUUGUCCUUAUUCACAGGCUUUGAAUUGGAAACCAUGGUGUGUGGGAGUCCUGAUAUUCCCCUGAAUCUCCUGAAAUCAGUGGCCACUUAUAAAGGUAUUGACGCAAAUGCCCCUCUUAUACAAUGGUUCUGGGAAGUCAUGGAGGAAUUCACAAACACUGAGAGAUCGUUGUUCCUGAGGUUUGUCUGGGGACGUACCAGAUUACCUAGGACUAUUGCAGACUUUAGAGGCAGAGAUUUUGUGCUACAGGUGCUUGACAAAUACAAUCCACCAGAUCACUUCCUCCCUGAGAGCUACACAUGUUUCUUCCUGUUGAAGAUGCCUCGUUACUCCGCCAAGAUUGUACUCAAAGAGAAACUGAAGUACGCGAUUCACUUCUGCAAGAGCAUAGAUACUGAUGACUAUGCUAGAAUUGCACUAAGUGGGGAACCGAUUGAGAAUGAUUCAUCUGAUGAUACCGAACCAGAUAUGGACUUUAUUGAAUCUGACGGUGAAAUUGUUUGGUGAAUGAGGAAAAUAAUAAUUUGCCAUAAGACUAGACUAUUAGUGAAAAAAAUAAUUGUGCAUAUUUACCUUAAUUUGCCACACAAAGUGUUUGGUGGAUAGAGAGAAAAAACAACUGGGCAACUUAUGACUUUGAUGGCUAUAUUGGUUGGUAAAAAUUGUAAAAAAAAUUGUAUGGACAAUACUGCUAAUUCACAAAUUGUUAAGAAAAAAUUAAAACUUUGCUAGGCUUGGAUCAUCGGACAUUCUAUAAGAAACAAUGCCAUGAGAAACAAUGCCAUUGAUUUUUAAUGUAAGAAUAUUUAAAUUUUCUAAAUUUUUAGUUUUAUUUUAUCAUGUUUAUUUGCUUUCUG